GUCCAUGCACGUCAGUCUCCGUGUGUCUUCCUAAUUUUGAGAUGGCACGGAGACAUUUACAGAAUUUAAACAGGUGCUGCAUGUGGUUGGGCCUGUAGCCUGAGCUCUGUAGUACAGACUCCAGCCUGGUUCUGCUGCUGGUUCUGGUCGCUCCUCGGUCCCAGCCCAGUCUUCCCUAUGCUAACCCUUCUUAGCAUGUUUUACUAUAUCUGUCUACGGCGCCGGUCCAGGAGCGGAACCCGCGGUGAGGUUCUGAACAGCCGGCGGGCCGUCGAGUCGGGCCAGCGAGCGCUGCCCCUGAGCGUGGAGGUGGAGCAGUACGUCAAGGAGGUUCUGGACUUCAGCUCGCACUAUGGGAGUGAGAACAGCAUGUCCUACACCAUGUGGAACCUGGCUGGCCUGCCCAACGUCUACCCCAGUUCGGGGGACUUCACUCAGACGGCUGUGUUCCGGGUCUACGGAACCUGGUGGGAACAGUGCUCCAGUGCGCCCCAGCCUUUCCGCAGGACGCCGCAGUCCUUCUACAGCCAGGACUACAUUGAGGUGGCCUUUGAGGAGCCUGUAUAUCCCACAGCCCUGGAGGUUCUGGAGACGUACAACCCUGGGGGCAUUGUCCAGAUCCUCGCCUGCUCGCUGAACCCCUUCUCCCAGAAUCCACCGGUUGACAUCAGGUGGGAGGUGCUGUGGGCUGGUGAGCCCACCAAAGCCCUGAACCCUCAGGCCAGGCAGUUCUCACCCAGCAUCAAACAGAUUAACUUUGCCACCAACCUGAUCCGCCUGGAAGUGAACAGCUCCUUGCUGGAGUAUUACACCGAGCUGGACGCCGUCAUCCUGCGUGGGGUCAAGGAGCGGCCUGUCCUGGCUCUGUACAAGAUGCCCAUGAUUGACAUCAGCGACCUCAGCGACGGCGAGGAGGACAAGGAAGCAGAGCUGGCACUGCGCUGCAGACAGACUGGAAACGGGAAGCACAAUAUGGGCAAUGGCUACUUUGACAAGCUACCCUACGAGCUGAUCCAGUUGAUCAUCAGUCACCUGACUCUGCCGGACUUGUGUCGACUGGCGCAGACCUGCAAGCUCCUUCAGCAGCACUGCUGCGACCCUCUGCAGUACAUUCAGCUGAGCUUGCAGCCAUACUGGGCUCGCCUGAGCGACGCCUCGCUGGGCCACCUGCAGAAGCGCUGCUCCCUUAUACAGCGGCUGAACCUGUCCUGGACGGGGAACCGCGGGGCCCUCACCCUCACCGGCUUCUGCAGCUUCAUACGGGCAUGUGGGCAGGGACUGGUUUGUCUGGAGCUGUCCUGCUGCCACUUCCUGACAGAGUCGUGCUUGGAGACGAUUUCCCAGACCUGCACCGGCCUGCAGGAGCUCAACCUGUCAUCCUCCGACAGGCUCCGCCCCCAUGCAUUCAGUCACAUCGCGAAGCUGACACAGCUGCGGCGGCUGGUACUGUACCGCACCAAGGUGGAGCAAACGUCCAUCCUCAGCAUCCUCACUUUCUGCACUGAACUGAGGCACCUCAACCUGGGGAGCUGUGUGAUGAUCGAGGAUUACGACACAGUGGCCAGCAUGCUGGGAGCACGGUGCCCCUCCUUGCGCUCGCUGGAUCUCUGGCGCUGUAAGAACUUGACUGAGCGGGGCCUAGCUGACCUCGUGGCCGGAUGCCGUUUCCUGGAGGAGCUGGACUUGGGCUGGUGCUCCACCCUGCAGAGCAGCUCCGGAUGCUUUCAGAACCUCGCCCGGAAGCUGCCGCGGCUGCGCAAGCUGUUCCUCACUGCCAACCGCACCGUGUGCGACACUGAUGUCGAGGAGCUGGCCAACAACUGUUUUGCUUUGCAGCACCUCGACAUCCUGGGUACCUGUGGAAUUCUACAUUUGUUGUGGACAUGUUGUGCUCCAGGAACACGGAUGGUGAGCUCAGCAUCGUUGUGGAAGCUGCUUCGGUCCUGUCCCCAGCUGCUCCUGCUCGACGUCUCCUUCUGCUCACAGAUUGAUGCUCGCACUGUGCAGGACUUGGCUUCCCACUUUCCCAGAGUGGCCAUCAAGAAGAGCUUCACUCAGUGACCACCACAGUAAAAGUGCACUGUCGUUAUCACCAGUUCAUGGCUGAUCCCAGAGCAGGAGGUCCAGAACCAUGCAAGAAUACCACCCUUUUGAGGCUGAUCCCCAAGGGAUCACCUGAGCGGAUCUGCAAAGACGGGCUAAAGUUUGUGCAAUAACUUCAAAGCCCGGAAACGUGAUUGGUUUCACGUACCUCUGAGAGUGACACUUUAAAACUUUCCAGAUGGUUUUUUUUUUUUUCUCAAUUUUCUGCAAAAUGUGCAAUUGAAAAUUUAAAAUGCAAAACUCAGGGUAUUUUUUUUACUGUAUUUUUAAACCAGAGUAGCUGGUGAACCCUGUUCCCUCCUCCAGUGGGAGAAUUUGCUAAUUCUUGACUCUUUUCAUCAUGUUGUACUGUUCUAUGCAGAAAGAUGGUAAAUUGCAUAGCGUCAAGAAAGCUUAAUAUUUACAUUUCAUAUUUAAGCACUGAGGUUCCUGGAAAAAGGGGAAACCAUUCACAAGAUUGUUAAUGAUAUACAUUAACCCAGCUGUAUGUAAUGUGUAUAUUCUGUAUGAGUCUUGCAUGAUUAAGCUGGAGUGCAGGUGCUUUAUAACAAGUUCUUGUUUCCCUUCUGAUCAAAUACUUACAUGUGACAUAUUAUGGUGCCUUAAAUGUAGUAAUACGUGUUACAUAGUGCCGUAUAUUACAAAAACAUGUACACACCAGUCAUAACACCAAGCACUGAGAUGCUUCACACCACACUGCAGUACAUCAAAACAGCCACAAAAUCAAAACGUCAGAACAUACAGUACCUCGUUGAGCUAAACAUGAUUUAAUACAGACAAACAUCACCGUACGAUGGCACAACACAGUUCGCCGUAUACUGUACAACGAAGCAGCACAGAGUACUUAAAGCACUAGACAAAUAUGUCGCGUUAAAGAGCGCGGUAAAAACACGUUGCUCAAAUGCAGAGUGGUACAAACAUCACGUAAGCUGCUGCAGUGUAAUAGACUGAGGUGUGGAACAAAGCAUCUUUUUUUGUCCCGCCUACAUGCAAGGGCGUAUUAAGAGUGAAUUAAAAAGCAGCUGUUUCAAAUUAAUUUAUUGGUUUAGCAGAUGCUUUUCUCCAAAGUGACGUGCAGUGAUUAUUCGCUAGUAUUUAUGUGAUACCUUUAUCGAAGGCGACAGAGUGUUAGAUACAGGGCACUAAACUCCCUACAAUCAUUCACGCGUUUAUAUACCACAGUAAUGUAACACACACACAGCAAUUUAGAGUCACUAAAUCACCUGAAGCGCACACAAACACAAGGAUAACGUCACUUCUACGCAAACUGAACUGGAUUUGACUCCACAGCACAGGAGCUUGGAGACACCAGUGCUAUCUGCUGUGCCACUUUUUUUUUACACUGCAAAGAUAUGUUGUUUUCUUGUUUGCUGUCAAGUUAAAACAAACAACUGCAUAAUGUCUUCUGGGGUGUAGAAGUGGAUGGAUCAAACUCCACACACCAACACCAAGGCAAAUGUGACUGCAGACACAUGAAUGCGAAGCAUGCCGGCUUAUACACACCAAUAUCCGUAGCUUAUAUCUAAUUUUUUAAUUCAUGGAUAUAGAGGUAGAUUUAUUUCUGAUUUGAAAUGGACAGUGACUUAUUUAUUUAUAUGUUUUUUAAACUGAAACAGUUGCAUUUUGUGCUUUGGUUUUAUGGGACUCAGUGCUGCUUGUUGAUCUGAAACUGGUGUAUCCACAGACUCCUCGCAGAGCUCAGUGUUUUUUUCUCAGCUCGGAAAAAAACAGAUUCUUGUUUCUGUCCACCUGGUAUUAAUAAAGUGAAAGAUAACGGAUGAAUCCAGCCAUGUUGCGGAUACCUGCUGACCUGGCUUCCCUCAGUCACUAGCACCAUCGAAGGUCUCCGCAGCUGGUUUCAUACUUCGGAAGA
Molecule: messenger RNA, 3976 nt
Organism: Scleropages formosus (Asian bonytongue)
Lineage: Eukaryota; Metazoa; Chordata; Actinopteri; Osteoglossiformes; Osteoglossidae
Gene: fbxl4
Product: F-box and leucine-rich repeat protein 4
Exons: 8
Coding region: 178-2061 (627 amino acids)
Biological process (GO): SCF-dependent proteasomal ubiquitin-dependent protein catabolic process
Cellular component (GO): SCF ubiquitin ligase complex
Molecular function (GO): protein binding
Source: RefSeq, a predicted model, not a curated record